Messenger RNA from Pezoporus flaviventris, 3581 nucleotides. Its product is annotated as fibroblast growth factor receptor substrate 2. NCBI's taxonomy places the organism in Eukaryota, Metazoa, Chordata, Aves, Psittaciformes, Psittacidae. Gene Ontology annotation, cellular component: cell-cell junction; cytoplasm. The record is from RefSeq and is a predicted model, not a curated record. Gene Ontology annotation, biological process: cell surface receptor protein tyrosine kinase signaling pathway. The transcript has 7 exons. Bases 449 to 1975 code for a protein of 508 amino acids.
GAGCUUCAUAUCUGUCACUUCCACACACUGAAUUGGGUAAGCAGUGAGUGGGAAUGAGUGGAGUCCCCAGUGUUAUAGGUGACAAUGCAGAAAGGGACACCAGGUGAUUUUCUUCCAAGACCCAGCUAGGCACUGAAAUGCUGGGGAAGCUCUGAGAGAUCAGUCUCUUGUUUAAAAUUCCACUUAAGAUGCAUCCUGGCCAGCAAUACCUCACUUGACAUAAUACUGCCAAAAUAAUUUUAAAGUACGUAUUUUUGCUAUUUACUAACUUGUAUCUUAAAACCCAGAAAAAUUACAUUUCUCUGUACUCUUCUAGUUCUAGGUCAAAUGAUUAGUUCUGUGACAAGGCAGCAUGACACUUUGAGUAUGACAGAAGCCCUGAUGCUGCAGGAGAGGCUGGGAAUAUUAAUGGCCAAAUCUAGAGAUCACAUGGUCUUCUAAAGAAGUCAUGGGUAGCUGUUGUAGCUGUCCAGAUAAAGAAACUGUCCCAGAUAACCAUCGAAAUAAGUUUAAGGUUAUUAAUGUCGAUGAUGAUGGUAAUGAACUGGGUUCUGGCAUAAUGGAACUUACAGAUACAGAACUAAUUUUGUACACCCGUAAAAGGGACUCUGUAAAAUGGCACUACCUCUGUCUCCGUCGCUAUGGCUAUGACUCAAAUCUUUUCUCUUUUGAAAGUGGCCGAAGGUGUCAAACUGGACAAGGAAUCUUUGCCUUUAAAUGUGCCCGUGCAGAAGAGCUAUUUAAUAUGUUGCAAGAGAUAAUGCAGAAUAAUAGCAUAAAUGUGGUAGAAGAACCAGUAGUAGAAAGGAAUAAUCAUCAAACUGAGUUGGAAGCUCCAAGAACCCCUCGAACACCUACCACUCCUGGGUUCAAUGCACAAAGUUUACCUAAUGGCUAUCCCAGAUAUCCAUCUUUUGGAGAUGCUUCAUCACAUCCUUCCAGCAGACAUCCUUCUGUCGGAAGUGCACGCCUCCCCUCUGUUGGUGAAGAAUCAACGCAUCCUUUACUUGUAGCAGAGGAGCAAGUGCACACUUACGUCAACACUACUGGGGUACAAGAGGAAAGAAAAAGUCGAUCAAGUGUGCAUGCGCCAUUGGAAUCAAAGCUUUCAAACACUGAAACAGCAAAAGCAAAAGAGGAUCAGAUGUGUACUGAUGACAGAGAUGCUCAGGUUCUCCUGGAGCCUGAAGGAGUCAAGUUUGUUUUAGGACCAACACCUGUUCAAAGACAAUUAAUGGAAAGAGAGAAACUGGAGCAACUUGGGAGAGACCAAGUUAGUGGCAGCAGCACAAACAAUACUGAAUGGGACACUGGGUAUGACAGUGAUGAACGCAGAGAAACGCCAUCUGGUAGUAAAUUGGUGUAUGAAAACAUAAAUAGGUUAUCAAUCCCUAGUGCCUCAGGGGUCAGGAGAGGUCGUUUGACAUCAACCAGUACCUCAGACACCCAGAAUGUUAACAACUCUGCUCAGAGGAGAACUGCGCUGUUGAACUAUGAGAACUUGCCAUCCUUGCCUCCUGUUUGGGAAGCCCGCAAGCUGAGUAGAGAUGAAGAUGACAGUUUAGGACCAAAGACCCCAUCUCUAAAUGGCUACCACAAUAACCUAGAUCCAAUGCAUAAUUAUGUCAAUACAGAGAAUGUAACAGUACCAGCAAGUGCUCAUAAAGUAGAAUUUACACGACGUCGGGACUGUACCCCAACAGUCUUUAACUUUGACAUUAGGCGUCCAAGUUUAGAACACAGGCAGCUCAACUACAUACAGGUUGACUUGGAAGGUGGUAGUGACUCCGACAACCCUCAGACUCCAAAAACCCCCACCACUCCACUUCCGCAAACUCCAACCAGGCGCACAGAGCUGUAUGCUGUGAUAGACAUUGAAAGAACUGCUGCUAUGUCAAGCUUGCAAAAAGCACUGCCCCGAGAUGAUGGUACUUCUAGGAAAACUAGACAUAACAGUACUGACCUGCCUAUGUGAGCCUGGGAAGCAUUAAAUCAUUUGCACCUUUUGUGAAGUUUAUAGAAUUGAAGAUGCAAGUAUUUUGCAUUUCUUAACACUAACGCCUUUUAUAGACUAAUAGAACUUUUUCUGCCUACUUCAUGUACUUGUUUAACUAAAGGGAAUUAAUGUAGAGCAAGUAUUCAUUUAGGUAACACUAUUUCAUUCUACAGUAGUAGUAAUUACUGCAUAGCAGCAUCACCACCUUUCACAGUGCCUCUUUAAAUUGAUUAGACUCCGAGUGACAUGCCAGUUUUGAAUUUAUAAAUAUUCUGGUCUGGUGCCUAUACUCGUUAAUGACAUUUAUAACACUUUUUAAAGCCUCUUUGAUAUGUGCAUUACUAGCAGGUAAACCUAAUCUUUCAAAAUACAUAUCUUGUGUUCAUUCCUCAUUGAAGUGGCUCCUCCAGAAUGAAAUGUAUGUUAAUGCAUUAACUCACUCGGUUUGACGUUCACAAGAUAUAUUGGUUCAUCUCAAAGGGUAUAAACACCACACCUUUUUUGUCUUUUUUUGUUUUUUUUUUUUUUAUUAGACCACAUAGACAAGAAGGCCUCUAAUUCUGAAGUUUUCUUAACUUGUGUGAUAUUUGAGAGGUUACAUCAAAGUUAGUUGAUCAGAGCUAUGAACACAUCUAAACCCAGCCUUAAGCUCCUUCUGCUAGAAGAGAAUUCACAGUGGUAUAUCAAGUUCCCUGUGAAAUCUGACAACUUUAAUCUCAUUAGAGUUUGUUUGGGGUUCUUUGUGAAGGAAUUCACAUAUUUGCUAUAUGAAUUAAGGCUCUCUUGUCAUUUCUUAGUUCAGUGUGCCUUCCUUCCUUUGCAUUUGUGUGUUUCUUUUUUACCUGUUCCAUAAUGUCUUGUUUUUGAAGGUCAACAUUUUGUACAUAGCUUUAAUUAUUGUUCAGGGUCAUUAUGUGUUUGUCUUACUCUCUGCAUUUGACAAAGAAAGACUCUUGAAGGUCAGAUGGUUGUCUUUGUCCAGUGUUCUACGUUUUUAUGCCUGACAGAGAUAUCCCAGUUCUCCAGCAACAUGCAUGAUUGCACAACUGGAAAGGUUUAUUAUGCAGUUAUUGUCUUCCUCUAACGCAUCAGUCACAGGUUACACGGGAGGCAGGGUACUGGACUUGAUAGUUCUUUAUAGAAAAUUGUACAUCCUAGCAGUGUGCAUCCAUAGUUGAUAGUAUAAUUUAGAAAGAUAUGUAGUGAAUUAUCUGAGGGUAGUAUUAUCUACGAGCAUACUUCUUUUCCUUUUGCAGUUGGUGAACUUGGUUUCAGUGAUGGCUGCUUAGUGUAACAGGUACAUCCAGGUAGAAUGUUGUUUGUUGAAUAUGCCAGAUGCACCCUUAGCAGAAGUUCUUUGUUUUGUUGUUUUUCUAAUACUCUGAAUAAUGUUAGAAUUCUGGCAGUAUUGCAGGUGCACCUUGGUACUAGCAGCAGAGGAGAUUAAUCUUGAGCCUGUGAUUGCAAAGGAAAUGACACUUCUGUGAACUGGUGUGAUAUAAAAUAACCCUUAAACUGUGAGUGAGAAAAACAUGCAAGAAAAGCCAUUUGGAGAUAUGUAAAAUAAUUAAGGUUCUUCAUGCAA